GAGAGAGUCGAGAUCGACACUGCUACACCUAGAGGCUUCUGAUGAAAACCCUCAGACGACUGGUCAUGAUGAGGCAAAGACAACUUUACUUUGCUGUGAUCCUGGCGGCAAGCUUAACCUUAGUAUCUGGAGCUGUCAUCACUGGGGUUUGCGAAAAUGACGUUCAGUGCAUCGCUGGCGGGACCAGGGACAGCUGCUGUUCCCGCUGGAGCCCGCUAGGUGCCGUGUACGUCUGCAAGACCAUGGGGAAGAGGGGGGAGCCGUGCCACGUCAAGGCGGAGGAGCUGCCGUACCCGCUGGACGGGAAGCACCGCUUCUGGCACUGCCCGUGUACGGACGGGCUGAUGUGUGUGUCCGGGGACGGCGCCAGGGUCGGACUGUGCAUGUAACCAGAAGAAAUCCACGUAACUGUCAGGAGAGACAAAUAUCAGUCAGGCAGCAGAUACUACUGGAAAAAGGAAAAGUUUAAAAUGAAGAUGACAGAACCAAAGCUCCACCCAUAACUGAGUUUAGGAAUAUUUUAGGUAGAGAAAUAAGAUGUGCGACCGGUAGAGAAAUGUUAACAUAUUGAGAAUGCGAAUAUAUGUAAUAUUGGUAACUUGCAGAUUGGGGUAGAGUAUCCUAAGGAUGUGUUCUUCGGGCCAAUAUGACAAUGUUUGUUUUCAAUACCAUAGGUUGCUUUAGAAGUGGAAUCGGUUGAUGUUUCUGAAUUAUGAAUGUUUAUGAUGUUUAUGAAAAGCGUUAUGACUAAAAAAAUGACAGUAUCUAUAGAUACAAACACUAGAAGUAAAUGAUGACAGCUCU
Molecule: messenger RNA, 804 nt
Organism: Branchiostoma belcheri (Belcher's lancelet)
Lineage: Eukaryota; Metazoa; Chordata; Leptocardii; Amphioxiformes; Branchiostomatidae
Product: prokineticin Bo8-like
Exons: 2
Coding region: 42-389 (115 amino acids)
Cellular component (GO): membrane
Source: RefSeq, a predicted model, not a curated record